AUGAUCAACAAUAUUUUCUUCACUUCCACUAUUGAACCAAAAAAUGUUAAAGAAGCACUUGAAGAUGAAUGUUGGGUUAAUGCCAUGCACGAGGAGCUCGGGCAAUUCGUGAGGAAUGACGUAUGGACUCUUGUCCCCAAGCCUGAAUUUAUGAAUGUUAUCGGCACAAAGUGGAUUUUCGAAAACAAGACUGAUGAGAUUGGAAACGUGACCAGAAAUCAAGCCAAAUUAGUGGCUCAAGGAUAUACACAAGUUGAAGGCAUAGAUUUUGAUGAAACCUUCGCUCUUUUUACAAGAUUAGAAGCCAUCAGACUCUUGCUCGAAUUGCUUGUCUUUUGA
This is a messenger RNA of Benincasa hispida (wax gourd), 339 nucleotides long. The record is from RefSeq and is a predicted model, not a curated record. Lineage: Eukaryota; Viridiplantae; Streptophyta; Magnoliopsida; Cucurbitales; Cucurbitaceae.